AUGGCGGGUACAAGGCAGUCAUCGUAUCUCCCAGCCCAAGUCCCUACGCCGGACGCUCCCUCAAUCAAGAACACUACAGCCCCUCCGACUGCUGCGCGCGAAACGCCAGAUGUCCGCCGCGCUCCCUCUCCGCCGCCUUCCGACGACGGUCUCUUUACCAAAAGCUACUACGAGGGUCUCGCUCAGCGCUGGGGAGUCACAGUAGCCGAGUUCGACUAUCGGGAAGACAAACCGGGGCUUUGGCUGCAUGACUUAGACCGCGCUGGCAUCGGCCACGAUGGAUGGUCGCUUUCGCCGUGGGCGCUGGCCUACUACGAUCGAUACCCCGACGAGUUGGACGACGAACGGACGCGCAAUCAUUACGAGCGUGGUACAGGAAAGCCGAGGGUGAAGACGUUUGUGGAUAUCAAGGAAGUGACGCCACUUGUGAGAGGCAACGACGGAAACUUCAAGCCGGCUAGCAGCUGGCAAGUGCUCCCUGACGAGCCGACUGCUGACCUCGGCGGUCCAUCACACUGGUAUACCAGACCACCAAAGCCGCGAAGUAAUUGGCUCGAGACGCUCAGUCGAACACCCAACACGACAGGGCCACAACGUCCUCAGCCUCCUGCACGCCCCGAUCGCAAGGUCCACCGUCUUCAGGCCCCGCAUGACCACCAGUAUCAAUCCGUCGAGAGGCCUGCAAGCAACCGCUCUGAAACGAAGACGGAACUUCCUGGGGUUGACGAGGGCCCCGCAGCGCCAAGGGGCGCUGGAGACGACUACUUCUCACUAGUCGCGGAGGAUGCAUGGCUGAUGCAAGUUGACGAAAAUUCUGCUGAAGGGUUUGAAGAGGGGCUCGUAGAUGUUGAUGGAGACGAUUUCGAAGAUCAUCUCGGAGAUGUUCUGGAAGACGACCUUGAAGACGAAGCCAGUGACGAUCUUAACAUCGAACCUCGAGACAUUUUCGAGGAUGACGAUGAACACGGUGCUGAGGACGGUGUUCAGGACAGUGCUGAAGGCGAUGUUGAAGACGAUAUCGAAGACGCUACCCAGGCUAACCCCGAAGGCAAUCCUAGCCAUGAUCUCGAAGACACCUCCAUCCUGAGCGACAUGUCAGCGCCUGACGAAGACCUUGCACUACAGAUGUAUCGCGAAGACCUCGAAAAGCUCCACUCGCAUCUGAUCAAACACUCCAGAGACAGUCUUUGGCGUUCUUUCUCUUUCGACACUAGAGAAGAAUACGAGACAGCGCUUCCACUUUAUAACAAAGGGCUACCGAAACUUGGCAACAAAGAAGCGGAGGUGGUGAGCCUAGAGGAGGCGAUGAAGGCGCGAAGGGACUAUAACGAGUAUCUCCGCGAGCAUAUGCCGAAGCCUGCAGACGGAGACAAAGAGCCUGAACCGUCGACGGUACGUAGAAAGCCGAGGCGGUCCACCAGGAACAAGUAG
Messenger RNA from Alternaria ventricosa, 1431 nucleotides. RefSeq lists its product as uncharacterized. The transcript is spliced from 2 exons. Bases 1 to 1431 code for a protein of 476 amino acids. NCBI's taxonomy places the organism in Eukaryota, Fungi, Ascomycota, Dothideomycetes, Pleosporales, Pleosporaceae. The record is from RefSeq and is a predicted model, not a curated record.